Molecule: messenger RNA, 2577 nt
Organism: Salvia hispanica
Lineage: Eukaryota; Viridiplantae; Streptophyta; Magnoliopsida; Lamiales; Lamiaceae
Source: RefSeq, a predicted model, not a curated record
CCCAUAUUGAGUUCCCUUCCCCCAAGGCGUUCAAUCAGAAAAAUAUUUGAUCUUGGCAGACACAGUAAUAAAUUAAUUGGGUGUUCAACUGCAUAUAGAUAUGCACAUUAUGUGAUUUGAAUUUGGUGUCACAAAGGGCUGAGUUUGGAAUCUUCUGGUGGUUAAAGAAGUGAUUUUUUUUGUGUCAGAACAGCUCUGUUUUGCUUUCUAUUUUUAUGUGGAGGGGUUGACCUAAAUUUGUUGUCUGAUUCCUUAAAUUUUGUAGUAUAUUUUGCUGUGGGACUGAGAUUUGGGGUCGGUUUCAUAUGGGAUGUGUGACCUGUUGAGAGAGAGAAGAAAUCACCUCUCUGCAUUUUGCUGCAUUGAAUGCAGCUUUGAUGAAAUCAACAACUGGGCUAUUGCAGUUUUAUGUUUUUCUUUAGUUUUUGGAGUUUAGCUUAGCUGUUCUUCUCGAAGAUCUGUGCAAGAAUUGGGGAGAAAUUUGGAUUUGGAGUUUUGAGGAAUUAGCUGAUAAGUUUUUGGAGUUGAAGAGAUGGCUUGUAUGAAGUUGGGAUCCAAAACUGAUGCAUUCCGGCGGCAAGGCCAAGCCUGGUUCUGCACCACCGGCCUCCCGAGUGAUGUAGUUGUCGAAAUCGAGGAAAUGUCAUUUCAUCUUCACAAGUUUCCGUUGCUCUCGAGAAGCGGGGUCAUGGAGCGGCUCAUUGCAGAGGCAUCCGAGGGCGAAGAAGGCUGUGUCAUCAGACUCUCCGACGUUCCCGGUGGAGCAAGAUCGUUCGAGCUAGUAGCUAAGUUCUGCUACGGGGUGAAACUCGAGCUCACUGCAUCGAACGUGGUGCACGUUCGUUGCGCUGCAGAGCAUCUCGAAAUGACUGAAGAGUAUGGGGAGGGCAAUCUCGUUUCUCAGGCCGAAAUCUUUCUCAAUCAGACGAUUUUUCGCAGCUGGAAAGACUCUUUGAAAGCACUGCAGACGUGUGGCGAUGUGCUCUCCGAGGCCGAGCAGCUCCACGUCCCGAAAAGGUGCAUCGACUCCUUGGCUGCAAAGGCGUGCACCGAUCCUGCUCUGUUCGGGUGGCCUAUGACGGAGCGUGGUGGCCCGAUGCAGAGCCCCGGAGGGAGUGUAUUGUGGAACGGGAUAAGCACGGGCGCUCGGCCUAAGCAUUCGUGCGCAGAUUGGUGGUACGAGGAUGCGUCAACUUUGCCCCUGCCUUUCUACAAAAGGCUGAUUUCGGCCAUGGAAUCCCGGGGCGUAAAGCAGGAGAUGAUUGCCGGCUCUCUCGUUUGUUAUGCGAGAAAAUACCUACCCGGACUAAACCGGCGCCAGGGUGGUAGUGAAGAAUCAACCAACCGUCUUGCAACGGUUGGCUCGGUUGCCUUGCUCUCGGAACAAGAACAGAAAACUCUCGUUGAAGAGAUCGAUCGCUUGCUUCCCCUGCAGACGGGUCUGGUUCCGACAAAACACUUGUUCGGUCUGCUGAGAACGGCCAGGAUUCUUCGAGCCGAUGCCUCGUGCAUAUCGAACCUAGAGAAACGGACUGGGAUGCAGCUCGAUAAGGCGACACUCGAGGAUCUUCUUAUGCCGAACGUCUCUUAUUCGAUGGAGACUCUGUACGACGUGGACUGCGUUCAGCGGAUUCUCGAGCAUUUCUUGACCAUGGAUCAGGUGGUUGGUGAUGCGUCUCCUAGCUCGGUGGAUGAUGGAAAAUCGACCGGACCGCCAUCUCUAACACCCAUCACCAUGGUGGCCAAGUUACUCGACGGAUAUCUCGCGGAGGUCGCCCCCGACGUACACCUAAAACUCCCCAAAUUUCACUCGCUCGCUGCGGCCGUACCAGAGUACGCCCGGCCCUUGGAUGACGGCCUUUAUCGCGCUAUCGACAUUUAUCUCAAGUCUCACCCAUGGUUGGCUGAGCCCGAGCGAGAGCAGCUCUGCAGGCUGAUGGACUGCCAGAAGCUCUCGCUCGAAGCUUGCACCCACGCAGCCCAGAACGAGAGGCUGCCGUUGAGGAUAAUAGUUCAAGUCCUCUUCUUCGAGCAGCUGCAGCUUCGGACCUCCAUUGCAGGCUGCUUCCUCGUCUCUGAAAACCUCGAUGGCUCGAGACAGCUGAGAAGCGGGCUGAUGGGGGCGAACGAGAACCAAGUCCUGAAAGUCGGGAUGGAUAGCAUGAGGAUGAGGGUGGCCGAGCUCGAGAAGGAAUGCUCCAGCAUGAAGGAAGAGAUCGAUAAGCUAGGCAAGGCGAAAGGGUCGUCGCCUUCGAGCGCGUGGGGAAACAUGUCGAAGAAGUUCGGGUUCCGGUUGAAGUCCCAAAUGUGCAGUGCGCAAGAGGGAUCAGUGAGCAAGCAAAAGAUUGACAAGGUUGGAGAGAAACAAGGGAAGGGAAAGAAAAGGGUACAUUUGAAUGAACAGAAAAAACUAAUUUCUUGAUUUUAAUUGUUUGUUUUUUCUCCUCUCACUGGUGUGUGUGAUAUUUGAUGAUCAUUGUUACCCUUAUUUCUUUUGUGAUCUAUAACUUAGGUAUAGUGAAAGUGUAAUUGUGUGAACGGUUUUCUAAUCUGUUGAGGAAAUUUCUUUUUUUCUCA